Messenger RNA from Candida dubliniensis CD36, 1839 nucleotides. It is a transcript of the gene ABP2, whose product is annotated as Abp2p. Lineage: Eukaryota; Fungi; Ascomycota; Pichiomycetes; Serinales; Debaryomycetaceae. Gene Ontology annotation, molecular function: actin filament binding. Gene Ontology annotation, biological process: actin filament network formation; actin filament bundle assembly. The transcript has a single exon. The coding region runs from base 1 to 1839 and encodes 612 amino acids. The record is from RefSeq and is a predicted model, not a curated record. Gene Ontology annotation, cellular component: cytoplasm; actin filament; actin filament bundle.
AUGUUUCAAAAACAAGCUUCACCCUGGGAAUAUUUACAAGAGGCAACAUUAGUCAGAUGGGUUAAUACAAAACUUAUUGAAGAUACUUUAAGCCCUCAAACACCUACUUCAACCUGCCAAAACAUUUCCCAAACAAUCAACAAUCUAACCAGUGAUUUACAUGAUAGUUUAGUAUUGACUAAGCUUGUCAAUAGAUUAAUUUAUGAAGUUACUUUAAAUCCUGACCAUCCAAUGAAUAAAAAAGGCAAUUUAUAUUAUCUCACACCUAUAUACAAUAAACCAACUUUCAAAUUACAAAAACUAGAAAAUCUCCAGGAUUUACUCAAAUUUCUAAAUAUGAUUCUCAGUAUCAAUGUCACUUCCAUAAGUCCAGAGAACAUUUUUGAUGGUAACCUUAAACUAACAUUGGGCUUGGUUUGGUCUUUAUUUAUAUUCAAUACCUCAAGUGUAUUUCCUGGAACUCCAACUUAUCUGGGCAUCAAAACCACUUUAUUAAAAUGGAUUAAUGGAAUUUUAACUGAUACAUCUAUAAGAAAUUUUAGUAAAGACUGGGCCAAUGAACCAGAAAUAAUUUUAUGUGAGAUAAUAUCUAAUUAUGAUCCCAAUAUACCUCGUGGGAUUAGUUUAUCAAAAUUAUUGGAUUAUCUUGAAGAGUCUAUAGCGUUCCCCAAACUAAUAGAGCCAGAUGAUUUCCAAUAUAAUGACGAAAAAUGUAUGAUUGUGUUUUUGGUCGAGCUAUAUAAAAUUUUUGAAAUUGAAAAAAGUUACAAUAAUGUUACUGUUGAUAAUCGGUUUAGAUUUGAUGAAAUAAUUAAAGCAACAGUUGAAAUGUUCAAGUUAAAAAGUCAAUAUGAGUCAGAUGCGUUGAAACUUUCGAACCAGUUAAACACUUUAAUCAACCAAUUAUCUUUGGAUAUUUCUGAUUUGAAAGAUGAUUUUACCAUGGAUAUAUUGUCUUGUUUACAAUUGUUGGAAGAUUCACUUUUAGAUUCAACAAAACUAUCUCAUUUCCAAAAAAAUUUUGAUUGUUUAAAUAUAAAACUAACUUCAUUAGUCAAUAUAUUACAAAGAUUUCAAAACUUUAGAUUUGAAAUUAAAUCUGACUUGGUAUACCAAAGUUAUCCACAAAUUAUCCAAACCCUUGGCUCAAUUAAAAGCAUGCUAGGGUUAUUUGGUGAUAUUGAUUAUAUUCCUGCUAGCAAGACAUUAAACAUAGAUCCUAUUUCCACUAAAUUAGAACAAUUGAUAACAUUAGAUUCUUUGAUUUUAGCAGAAAUCACUGAAGUUAUCUUAAACACUAAUAGUGAAGAGUUAUUUGCCAAAUUAAAUAAACUCAAACAAGUGAAAACAAAACACAAGUUGGUAAAAGUUGAAUGUGAAACUACAAUUGAAUAUUUCUUAGGGUUUUUCCAUAAAUUAGAAAUGUUUGAAUCUUCUUUGCAAACAACACUCCCCAUGAAAUAUUUUGAAGCUUGUGAUUUACCUGAUUUUAAUAAUAUCACACCAGAAUUAUUUGAUCAAUUUAAAACUGUUAUAUUAAGACACAAUAAUUGCCAUCAUGAUAAACUCUUUAGAGUGUUACAAGAACAAUUGGUUCCUUCCGACUUUUCAAAUACAACUCUUGAAUUUUUCACUAGACUAAUACCUAUAAAGGUUUCCCCAAUAUCUUCGAAUAAUGAUUCUAGUUUCGAUUUAACUUCUUCAACAUCUACUGAUGAAGGUGAUGAUAUUUUUGAUGAGUUGCAACAAAAAUUAGACUUCCAUUUACUGCUCACCAACAAUAAAGUUUAUGAUAUUCAAGAGUUUAUACGAAGAUUUGAGAAUGGGUUUAAAUUAUAA